AUGUCUCAAAGACAAUUCAAAGUCAUCAUCAUCGGCGGUUCCGUAACGGGCCUAACGUUAGCUCACAGCUUGCACAAAAUUGGAAUUGACUAUGUAGUUCUCGAGAAAAGGGACACAGUCACACCACAGGAAGGAGCGUCUAUUGGCAUAUUGCCGAAUGGCGCUAGAAUACUGGAUCAACUCGGUCUUUAUGAAGCUAUCGAAGAUGAGGCGCCACCUCUAGGGGCCACACGCAUCCAUUUUCCAGACGGAUUUGCGUUCACCAGUCUGUAUCCCAAGAAAAUCCUUGAAAAUUUUGGGUACCCAAUCGCUUUCUUGGAGAGAAGACAGCUUCUCCGUAUUUUAUAUGAUGCUCUUCCUGACAAGACAAGGAUUCAUGUUAACAAAACCAUGUCUACUAUUGAGCAUUUCACAAAGGAUGAAAUAACAGGUGCUCGCGUCUUGACCAAGGAGGGGGACGUCUAUGAAGGGGAUCUGAUUGUUGGCGCUGACGGAAUACACAGUCAGACUCGGGGGGAAAUUUGGCGUCGGAUAAACUCGUCAAAGUCGGAAUUCGAACCAGCCGAGUGCAUCGAUAAAUGUAUUCUAAUUGAGUAUUCUUGCUGUUUUGGUAUUUCAAAAUGCGUUACAGGGCUCAUUGCUGGAGAGCAAGUUAUGCAUAUGAGAAAUGGACGAACCCUAGUGGUUAUUCCAUCUAAAGAUGAGGUGGUGUUUUGGUUCUUGGUCGAAAAGCUUGAUCGGAAAUAUACAUAUAGUGAAGCCCCUCGCUUCACGAUUGAUGACGCAACCGCAUUGUGCUCGCAGGUCUUUACGCUACCGAUUGGGAACGGCAUCAAAUUCGAGGACGUUUGGAAUAAGAGAGAAGUUGUUAACAUGCUUAGCCUGGAGGAGAGCUGUCUUAGCACGUGGUCAACGGGUAGACUGGUCUGCAUUGGCGACAGUAUUCACAAGGUAAGCAUACCCUCUUAA
Messenger RNA from Metarhizium robertsii ARSEF 23, 969 nucleotides. Its product is annotated as FAD binding domain-containing protein. NCBI's taxonomy places the organism in Eukaryota, Fungi, Ascomycota, Sordariomycetes, Hypocreales, Clavicipitaceae. The transcript is spliced from 3 exons. The record is from RefSeq and is a predicted model, not a curated record. The coding region runs from base 1 to 969 and encodes 322 amino acids. Gene Ontology annotation, molecular function: FAD binding.